ACUGUUACUUCACUUCAGUAAAUAUUUAUUUUUUAUUAUAAAUAUUUAUAAUGGAAACUAAACCAAAAAGUGAACAUUUGCUAGAAUUGAAAGUGAUGAGAUUAACAAGACCCACACUUGCAAGUCCAGUAGUUGUUACAUGUGAUUCAACAGACCUUCCUGGUAAUACAUUAAAUAAUGAGCUUAAAAAUGAUUGUACUGCUUUACAAGGAAUGGAAACUCUUGCAGUAGGACAGUUUAUGGUAUUACCACAAAGUUUUGGGUAUGUAUAUGUAAAUAGAUAUCAACAAUUUCACAUUAAAAUUGUGUGUAUAUUUCUUUCCAGGAAUAUAUAUUUAGGUGAAAUAUUUUCAAGUUAUCUUUGUGUACAUAAUGGAAGUAAUCAGUUAGUAAAAAAUGUAACUGUUAAAGCAGAUUUACAAACAAGUACUCAAAUUAUUCCUCUUUGUGGUAGUAAUGGAGAAAUGAAAGAUUUAGCACCUGAUAAUACAGUUGAUGAAGUAAUACAUCAUGAAGUAAAAGAAAUAGGAACACAUAUACUAGUUUGUGAAGUAACUUAUACAUCUACAAAUUUAGGAGGCAUAUCUCAAUCGUUUAGAAAAUAUUUUAAAUUUCAAGUGGUUAAGCCAUUAGAUGUAAAAACAAAGUUUUAUAAUGCAGAGUCAGAUGAAGUAUAUUUAGAAGUUGAAAUACAAAAUCUGACAGCAGGGCCAAUAUGUUUAGAGAAAGUUUCACUUGAGUCAUCUCAUUUAUUUAGUGUAUCAACAUUAAAUACAAAUGAAAAAGGUGAAUCCAUUUAUGGAUUAGUUAAUUUAUUAGAUACCGAUUGCAGUAGACAAUAUUUAUAUUGCUUAAAACCGCAGUUAAGUUUAUUGAAAGAUCCGAAAAUGAUGCAUAAUGCAACAAACAUUGGUAAAUUUGAUAUUGUGUGGAGAAGUAACUUAGGAGAAAGAGGAAGAUUACAAACAAGUCAAUUACAAAGAACGGCGCCUGAAUACGGCGAUAUAAGAGUUACUAUGAAAGAUAUUCCUUUAAAAGUUUAUCUUGAACAAUCAGUUAAUUUUAAUUGCCACAUCAUUAAUACGUCGGAAAGAAGUAUGGAUUUAAUGUUGAGCUUGGAAUCGAAUGAAUCUAUAGCAUGGUGUGGAAUAUCUAACACAACAAUAGGAACAUUAAAACCUGGUGUAUCAAUAGAUAUUCCUUUAUGCUUAAUUCCAUUACGUAGCGGUAUCAUUAUCAUUUCAGGAUUAAAAUUAGUAGAUACAUUUUUGAAGAGGGUGUAUGAUUACGACGGUUUAACACAAAUAUUUGUCAGUCAAAAAGACUAAUAUGUUGUUUUAUAAAAUAAUAAAAAUAUAUUUAUUAAA
Osmia bicornis bicornis is the source of this 1367-nucleotide messenger RNA. Its product is annotated as trafficking protein particle complex subunit 13. The transcript is spliced from 9 exons. The record is from RefSeq and is a predicted model, not a curated record. Gene Ontology annotation, cellular component: TRAPPIII protein complex. Bases 51 to 1328 code for a protein of 425 amino acids. Lineage: Eukaryota; Metazoa; Arthropoda; Insecta; Hymenoptera; Megachilidae.